Molecule: messenger RNA, 2050 nt
Organism: Nycticebus coucang (slow loris)
Lineage: Eukaryota; Metazoa; Chordata; Mammalia; Primates; Lorisidae
Gene: POLG2
Product: DNA polymerase gamma 2, accessory subunit
Exons: 8
Coding region: 105-1418 (437 amino acids)
Biological process (GO): mitochondrial DNA replication
Cellular component (GO): cytoplasm; mitochondrion
Source: RefSeq, a predicted model, not a curated record
CCGCCGCGCCUGCGCCCUCGCAGCUUCAAAUUCUGGUGCGGUUGUGGCGGUUUGUUGGGAUCAGCGGAGUAAUGGGAACUUGUGCUCUUUAACUCCCGAAGGAGAUGCGCUCUCGUGCACCGGUCAAAGCCUGCCAUAAAGUCUGCAGGUGCUUGCUGUCUGGGUUUGGCGGGCGAGUAAAUGGGGGGCAGCCGGAGCAGCUAACGGAAAGCAGUAGCUCCGGCGGAGGGCACCUGCGAUCGCAAGCGCGGCUACCCCGGCGCAGUGAGCCGAAAGGCGAAGCCCCGGAGUCUGGACAAGGAAGCAAGGAACUGUUAGAGAUCUGUCAGAGAAGGCGUUUCCUAAAUGGAACCAAGCAGCAGCUUAGCCGAGAUUCUCUUCUGAGCGGGUAUUACCCUGGCUUCGGACCCUUGGGCAUAGAGUUGCGGAAGAACCUGGCCUCAGAAUGGUGGUCCUCGGUGGUGGUGUUCAGGGAGCAGGUCUUCCCUGUACACUCCCUUCACCACGAACCAGGCCGUUCACUGCCCGGGGACAGUGGCUUCAGGUUAGUUUCUGUAGAAACUCUACGAGAAGUCUUGCAAGACAAAGAGCUGAGUAAGGAACAGCUUGUAGCUUUUCUUGAGAACUUAUUAAAAACGUCUGGGAAUCUACGGGAGAACCUUCUUCACGGUGCCUUGGAGCACCAUGUAAAUUGCCUGGAGCUGAUGAACAAGAAGCUACCUUAUGGCCUUGCUCAGAUUGGAGUGUGUUUUCAUCCUGUUUCUGACACUAAGCAGAUACUUAAUGGUGUUAAAAGAGUUGGUGAGAAGACUGAAGCUUCACUGGUGUGGUUUACUUCUGUGAGAACUUCAAGCCAAUGGCUUGAUUUCUGGAUACGUCAUCGACUCCUAUGGUGGAGAAAGUUUGCUAUGAGUCCAUCUAACUUCAGCAGCAGUGAUUGUGAGGAUGAAGAGGGCCGUAAAGGAAACAAACUUUACUACAACUUUCCCUGGGGAAAAGAACCAAUAGAAACCCUGUGGAAUCUAGGAGAUCAUGAACUUUUACGCAUGUAUCCUGGAAAUGUGUCUAAAUUACAGGGCCGAGAUGGACGGAAAAAUGUAGUUCCCUGUGUUCUGUCUAUAAAUGGGGAUCUAGACCGAGGCAUGCUGGCUUACCUCUACGAUUCCUUCCAGCUGACAGAGAAUUCCUUUACAAGAAAGAAGAAUCUUCACAGAAAGGUACUUAAACUCCACCCUUGUCUAGCCCCUGUUAAGGUGGCUUUGGAUGUGGGAAGAGGCCCAACAGUGGAACUGAGACAGGUUUGUCAAGGGAUAUCUAAGGAAUUACUAGAAAAUGGGAUUUCUGUGUGGCCUGGUUAUUUGGAAACUGUAUCAUCCUCAUUGGAACAACUUUAUUCAAAUGUGGCCCUACUGGGAUGAGGAUGGCAAUGCCUGAGCCAAAUCUCCAGGAGAGUCCCAAGACGCAGAGAAGCAGGCCCGUCAGCAUGAAUUCACUGUGGGAGACCGAAACACCUCCCACUCACUAAGUCCUUCCGGAGAGCCUAAAAGAUGCUUCCCUUACUGAAGCAAUUCAAAUGCCUUGGAGUGGGACACUGGUGGACCUAAGUGGUGGCUAUCUUUUGUCAGCCAGAGUUGGUGAUGGAAGAUGUUACCCAGGACUGGGCCUUGGUGUCAGUGGGAAUGACAGGACUCCACCAUGGCAGAGGUGAGGUGGUGACGCCGGAGUGGGGGAGGCAGGGUUAAUGUAAUUGCCAUGAUGGGUAGUAAUGCGGAGUGGCUGGGAUCCAGGCUGAGAGCCAGGCGUUCCCGGGAGUAGGACAGAUAGGCUGUCAAUGGCAAUGCUGUUUAUAUAGCCACUAAAGACCAAAGCAGAUGCCUGGAGGGCUGGUACUGGCACCGUAAUGGAAAACCAUGAAUUGUUUCUAGGUCUAACCCACUCCUCAUGUGCAUCAAGGGAUCCCCUUCAGUCUUUCCCUGAGGGUCCUGUAUCUCUUUAGCAGAGAAGCUGUGAACCAGGGAAAGGAGACCACCAGCUCACCCAGGGCCUUUCA